UCAAAGUCAUUUUAUUUGGCUUAUUACUGUUUCUCCCUGUGCUAAAUGGAGUUGAUCCUAAGUGCAAUUAUUAUGGAAAUAUGAAAGCUGGAGAAAAAUGUUAUGUGCAAAAUCCCGAGUUUCCUAAUUACUACAAAGGUGAAAAUCACUACGUUUGGGAAUUAGCAAGUGACAAUAUUAUUAAAAUAAAUUGUUCUCUUCAAAUAGGUAAUAAUUGUACUCAAGACAGACUAUCUGUUAAAUUUUCUGAAGACGAUGGAUUUUAUUAUUGUGGAUUUGGCACAUUCGUUCGUCAAGGGAAAAAUCCAAUUAUAAGAUUGGACUCGCUAAUUAAAUCCCAAGGCGGCCGAUUUAUAUGCGAAGUUCAAGCUUUAAAAGAUAAUUCAAAUAAAUGCCAAUGUGGUUGGAAAAAAGUAACCAGGAUAGUAGGUGGUAAGGAAACUGGGAUUAAUGAAUAUCCCAUGAUGAGUGGACUCUAUGAUUUAAAUAUUAAAAAAUUAUAUUGCGGUGCUACUAUAAUAUCCAACACAUAUAUUUUGACGGCAGCUCAUUGCAUAGAGGGCAAAGACCCAAAGAGUGAGAUUGCCGUAAUUGUUGGUGAACAUGAUACAAGCACAGGUAGCGAUACCGAUGCAACCAAAAUAUUUGCCGUGAUCGGAUGCGUGAUUCAUCCUAAGUAUAACAAUAAAAAUAAUUUAAACGAUAUAGCUGUUUGUAAAAUUAAUGGUAACAUCGAAUAUAGUGCUGCGGUUGGUCCGGUCUGCUUACCAUUUCGACAUAAAUAUGACUCGUUCAAUGGUAAUAUCGUCACAGCGUUGGGAUGGGGUUUAACGGAAUAUGCCGGCCGUGAAUCGAAAACGCUA
Wasmannia auropunctata (little fire ant) is the source of this 863-nucleotide messenger RNA. Its product is annotated as venom serine protease 34-like. The record is from RefSeq and is a predicted model, not a curated record. Gene Ontology annotation, molecular function: serine-type endopeptidase activity. The transcript is spliced from 5 exons. Gene Ontology annotation, biological process: proteolysis. The annotation marks the transcript as partial. NCBI's taxonomy places the organism in Eukaryota, Metazoa, Arthropoda, Insecta, Hymenoptera, Formicidae.